UCGUGCAACGUUUCGGACUCUCCAAGUGGUGGAGAGGAGAGCCGGGGGAAGCAGGCCAAAAGAGGCGGCGGCGGCGGCAGGCAGAAGCAGCCUGAGAAUUUCCUGUGAGGGGAUCACAGGCCUCAGUCGGGGCAGGCGAGGAGGAGGAGGAGCAGGGCAUGGAGCGCCCUUUGCUUUGGCGACCUCCGCCGAGGGCUGCGUGCGCCCCCGAGCUCGGCGCGCUGCCGCGGCGCUUCCUUUCCCCGCGUUUCUCCCGCCGCGCAAUUGCGCUCGCGGCGCACUAAAGGCGAGGGACCUUCCUCUCUCUUCCUCUUCCCCCGGUCCUAGCCCAGCCCUCUCCUCCUUCCCGCUGUGGCGGCUAGUCUCGGCUGGCCCUGCCCACGUUUCUCUCUCUCUCUCUCCCCGCUCCCUCCCACCCGUGGUCAUGUGUUGCCUUUUUUUGUUGUUUGCAGUGGAAACAAUUUGGCGUUCUUCGGCUCGCUCUGACCCAAACCGCUACUCCAACCGGGAGUAGUGUAGACAGGCGGGCAGACAGAAAGGCAGGCAGGGAGGGGGGAGAGGUAGGUAGGUAGGAGGGCGAAGCGAAGAGGGGGGGGAAUUGCAGCAGGGUCCCAUGCUCCCCCCUCCCCACGGCUCCUGGCUCCCCUUCUCUCUCUCUCUCCCCCACUCGCUCCCUUCGGCCACAUUGUUGGCUCCAGGCUGGGGGAGGAAGCGAUGCCUCGCUCAGUCGGAUGAAAAGUUUGCAUAAUGACCAUGGAAAAGGCAGCAGUAAAAAUCUAGAGCUCUUCCAAGCCCCAGGAGUCUCCGUCUAAAUGGGUCCAGUUAUGCCUCCCAGUAAGAAGCCAGAAAGCUCGGGAAUUAGUGUUUCCAGUGGAUUGAGCCAGUGUUACCGGGAUAGAGACUUAGCAAAGACGCUUCACGACGAUGAGGACUUAGACUUUCCUUUACCUGCCCUCCGGUUGGAAAAAGGUCCCAUGGAGGAUGAAGAGCUCACCAACUUGAACUGGUUACACGAGAGCAAAAACUUGCUGAAAAGUUUCGGGGACUCAGUCUUAAGAAGUGUUAGCCCAGUACAAGACCUUGAUGACGACACCCCUCCAUCACCUGCUCACGCUGACAUGCCCUACGAUGCCAAGCAAAACCCCAACUGCAAACCGCCCUACUCCUUUAGCUGCCUCAUAUUUAUGGCCAUUGAGGAUUCUCCAACCAAACGGCUGCCUGUAAAGGAUAUAUACAACUGGAUUUUGGAACACUUUCCUUAUUUUGCAAAUGCCCCCACUGGAUGGAAAAACUCUGUGAGGCAUAAUCUGUCGUUGAAUAAGUGUUUUAAGAAGGUGGACAAAGACAGAAGUCAGAGUAUUGGGAAAGGGUCUUUAUGGUGUAUAGACCCAGAAUAUAGACAAAAUCUUAUCCAGGCUUUGAAAAAGACCCCCUAUCACCCAUAUUCGCAUGUGUUCAGCACCCCUCCAGCGUCUCCUCAGGCAUAUCAAAGCACAUCAGGUCCACCUAUUUGGCCAGGAAGCACCUUUUUCAAGCGAAAUGGAGCCCUUCUGCAAGAUCCUGACAUUGAUGCUGCCACUGCCAUGAUGCUUUUGAAUACUCCCCCUGAGAUACAAGCAGGUUUUCCUCCCGGAGUUAUCCAAAAUGGAGCUCGCAUUCUGAGUAGAGGAAUCUUCCCAGGAGUCAGGCCACUGCCAAUAAACCCGAUCGGAAGCAUGGCUGCUGCAGUAAGGAAUGGAAUCUCAAACUGCCGGAUGCGGACAGACAGCGAGCAGUCCUGCGGCUCCCCGGUGGUGAGCGGCGACCCAAAGGAGGACCACAACUAUAGCAGUGCCAAAUCUUCCAACCACCGGAGCACGUCGCCCACGAGUGACUCCAUUUCCUCUUCCUCCGCCGACGACCAUUACGAGUUUGUCACUAAAGGCAGCCGGGACAGUAGCGAGGGCAGCGAGGUCAGCUUCCACAGCCACGAGAGCCAUAGCGAAGCGGAAGAGGAGGACAAAAGGCAGAGCUCCCGGAAAGAGACCAAGGAUUCUUUAGCUGAUAGCGGCUACGCCUCUCAGCACAAGAAACGUCAGCAUUUGCUGAAGGCAAAAAAAGUACCGAGUGACACGCUGCCUCUUAAAAAGAGGCGUACGGAGAAACCCCCCGAGAGCGACGACGAGGAGAUGAAAGAAGCGGCCGGAUCGCUCCUGCACUUGGCGGGAAUACGGUCUUGUUUGAACAACAUCACCAAUCGGACGGCAAAGGGGCAGAAAGAGCAAAAGGACACCACGAAAAACGAGAACAAAUCCAUUGAUUGAACUUAUAAAACAAUUUCGUUUCAGCACGUCAGGUGAAUUCUAAUGAUUUGUGGCAAUAUCAACAAAUAUUUUCUUUGUUUCGUUUUUCUUUUCUUUCACCCCCUCCUCCUCCUCUUCUUCUUUUUUUUUUGUGUGUGUGUGUUUUUUCUUUUUUUCGAACCCUUGAGUUUUUUUUGUUUUUAAAUUUUUUAAAGGAGAUGGAAGCCAUAGAACUCAUACUGAUACUCAACUAAUUUUACAAAAGCUUUUCAUUACAUGAAGACAAAAAAAGAAAGAAAGAAAGUAAAAGCCAAAAUUGCCAUUGCUUUCUCCAGCUUUGUCAGAAAUGCAUGGUUGAAUAUGCUGUGACGUCACCAGUUAAUGUGAGAGGAAUAAAAAUUCGGCAUUUGGAAAUCUCUUAUAACCUAGAAGAAAUUGGAUAAUUUGGAAAUCGUUCAGGCCAGGCUGUAAGAAUUGAAAGUGGAAAAAAAGGCCUUAUGAUUGGGUUUGUGUGUGAUGUGUCUAGAGAUUUGGGGGAAGUCAAAAGGCACACACAAUAUCCUCAGAACCAAGGAUCAUAUAUAGUGGCAUUUGCUUGCGGUUGUGCCAUAGAAAUCUUGGAAUAGCCACUAAUGACAGCUGCUCAUACAGUAAUGAUCUAUUAGUGCUUCAUGUACUGUAUAUGGCUCAAAAUGUGAAGACUUAAUUUAUAAAUUAUGGAAUACUGAACUGUGUAUGCAAUGAGUUUCAGUGAAAUAAAGAGGAAGGGGGGGAGGGGGACUAGUGAUAUUCUUUAAUCAAUUAAUUGUCUUCUAUAUUUAAAUUAAAAGAAUGUUUUAUAAAAAGCCAUAAGCCUGAAGAUUGGCACUGCCUGCAAAAAUAUUAUGGGAAAACAAGCUAUGAGUUCUUAACUGCCUGAGUGAAAAGCAAUCAAAUCUGAAGAAAAUUAUGAGUAGAUAUUUAAGGAGGAUCAAGAUGAGAAAACCUUUUCUAUAAGUCACAAAGAUUUGAUCUCACUAGGGGGGAAAUGCUACAAAACCUGCCAUUAGUAUCAUAUUGCUUUUUUAUUCUUUCCAAAAAAUAAAAUCCAUGUUGGCUAGGCAAAAAUAUAAAGAAAUUGUGCUCCUCAAUAUGAGGUACCCAGUUAAGGUCAGUCAGGAUUCAUCUGUGCAAAAAAUGACAAUAUAUUUCCAGUUUUAACCACUGCAACCAGCUGAAAAUUCUGAUCCACAUUGCAUGGAUUCCUUUCUGGGAGGGACUUGGAGUACAAAAUAAUAAUAAAAACAAACCCUUUUUAUUAAUUCAAAGAUAACAAAAGUUCUUGUAAGGUAAAUAAUGUAUUUAGCAUGAAGCAUGAAUUAUUUUCAUAUAAAUAUAGAAAAAUAGAAAAAAGGCUAUGCCUCUAAUUUUUAAGCCCUUAGGCUUAGUUUGUUUUUUGGGUUUUUGUUUUUUUGUUUUUUCCUCUCUUUUUUCCCUUUUCCCUUUUUUUUUGGAAGCAGGUGUUUUUUAAGGUUUAACCUUUUUCAGGGAUAAAUACUGACUGUUGGGGAACUUACUCUGCAAUAUUAAAAAAUAAAACUUCAUGCUCGGGUAGGGCUUGGAUGGUUGAAUUAUAUUGCCUUGUCUGCACAUUCAGCCCCCUCCCCCUACUUCUCUGUUUUUUGAACACGUUUGUCCUUUCUUUGUCUUUACAUGUAUUAAAACAUUACGCAAUAAUUUCGAGGGCAAGGCAAGUAGUGAGUGUGUAUGAUUUUAAGGAAGACGGUGGAAGACACUGAAUUGUGAACGGUGGGGAAAACUUGGCCAUUUGAUUUGGGGGAAGACGAUGACCACACAGAUCUGCUCAUCUGCCAGUGAGGAAACAAGUAACGAAAGGGCUUUGGUUUGAGUUCAUUGGGGCGGUUUAAGUGAUGCAUGCUGAAGACGUGUUCUGUUUACAGCCAUACUUGGUUUGUGGUGAUGGCUCCAUUAGCAGAUUGAAGGCUUUGCAAUAAGGCAACCUCUUCCGACUGAUCUUUCAUUUUUCAGUUGCAAUGGUAUCAAAGGCCAUAAUCCUGGGACUUCCAGUCCUAUAGGCUGUGAUCCAUGGCUCGGCACAUGGACUAGGUCUCUAGGGGUCCACCAUCCUAGCUGUGGGUCACCAUAGGAAAAAUGGGGUUCUCCUAGAGCAGCACAACAAGUUGCAGCCAGAAAGAGAAAUUGGCAACCUCUCUCUGGAGCGGAUUCGGCAUGUGUAAGAGACUCUUUGGGUUCCAGACCUGUAGGUAGACUGAAUACAGCUUUACACUGAACAGAAGUUGUGUUUUUUGCUGUUUCGGCGCUCAGGGUUUUUGCCUUGUGUUGGGCUUUGGCAGGAAAUGCUGAAAGCAUCUUAGGGAAUUCCGCUUUGCAGGCUUGGAUAUUCAAGAAAAUGCAUACAGUAUGAGUUAGAUGCUCAUGCCAACAGACCUGUGAAAUAUUGGGAGUGUCGAAUCAGGCUUGGAAUGACGCAGGUCCAUCAGCAAGUUCAGCCGAUGUGUUACCAGUUCUCUCAAUACGUCCGCGUCUGCCAAAAGAAGGGGGGAGGUAACACUUGCCUAAAGAGAAAAGAAAGCAUGUCAAUCAAUUUAAGGGUUUUCUCUCUGAACUAGAGUGCCAUAUGCCUGUUUCUUUUAAUUGCCAUGGAGUUCUACCAAGCAUGAGCAAAAUUUUAAUAGUAAAAAGAUGUGGUAGCCUGUUUGGUGGAAUGAAAAAGAUAUUCCACCAUGAGCCGGAAGACAAAAAUGGGAACAGUUCUUAAUUCUGAUUAGUAUUGAUUAUGCCAAUAUUUCCAUGCUCGAAUCAGCACUGUAGCCUAUAUAGACAACCAGUGGAGUGUAGCAUGCUGAAGAAAUUCUUUCUUUAUUGCUCAUUGUCUAGAAACUUAAUCUUGGAAUUGACAGGAAUUCUGGCUUUGUACUGGGUCAGUCCUCAAUGCAGAGAGUCUUUGCCUAAGCCAUGCGGGGGGGGGGGAGGGAAUGAAGAUUGCAGCUGUAGAUUUAUGUCACAUUGCUACAUCUGGGCUGCCUGCGCACACACACAUACGCACACCCCCUCCCAGUAAAUACAUCUGUAAACCAUGGACUUCCAGCAGGUGCACUGCAAGCUGAAUUACAAAUUCAAGGGUCAUUGCACCUGCUUGUCCUCUAAAUAGGGAAAACCCCUCAGGCCCAUCCUUUGCACAAGUUUAAAAAAAUGGUCGCUGUGCAAGUCUUGCGCAACUGCCUUCCUUUCCGUGAGGUUUGAAUGAGGCUUAAUGAGGCUUGUUUAGAAGAAACAUCAUUCCUUAAACACAUUUUAAAUCACGCAUGUGUCCCUCUUCACCCUCUGGUGCCCUUUGGGGCUGUUGGGAGUCUUUAGUCCAAAAAAUAUGGGGGGCACAAGGUUGGCAAAGACUGCUGUAGUCUGCCUUACACUUCUUUGACAUGGAGGCAUGCUAAUCAUACAUUUUGCUUAGCAACACCAGUGUAACCCAGAACAACUUCCUUUUCUCCAGUGGUUCCUUUGCAAUAGAUACUCCACCAUUGAUAGCACAAAUGUUUUGUGUACAAAAAUGCCUUCCCCCUUGCAUUUUGAUGGACUGUUUUACCAUUUACCUUCUUUCUGGUAAGAAUGGUCCACAAAACAAUUAAAUAAUCUAAUUGGACAGUACUUAAAAAAUAAAAACAACAACCCAAACUUCAAUUUCACCAUGGAGAUUCAAGUUCCAUAAUGAUAUCUGUACAUGAAUCAGGCACCCAAAGACUUUGGGCUUGGAAGCGUUUGCAGGUGAUGUAGAGCCAAAUAUUCAAAUGUUUGUGUCCACAACAUACUUUUACUUCUAUCUAGUUUUGGGAUUCAUUGCUAUGCUAAUCAUCCUGUGAGUAGUACCAGACCUCAGCUGUGGCCUGCCUACAGUGUUCAGGGCAAUAUAUAGGGAAGGUGGGAAACACAGUGUUUACAUCUGUAGCUAAUCUACUACAGCAAUAUUCUUCAGAUAGAGUGUUUCAUAAACAGGAAAGAGCAGUUCUGAUAUGACUCAUUGCUUACAGGAAUGAAGGAGCACUGUUCAACAGAUGAGGCACAAUUAAACCAAAGUUCAUCAAUUGGUGCCAUAGCUUUCCCACUGAAAUUAAAGUACAUGCUCCACUUUCCUACUAAAAGCCACAGAGACCUAGGCACUCCUUACUUUUAAGUGAGUCAUGCCCCAUUUAUUGACCAUCCAUGGGUCAUAGCUUGAGUAAAAAAAAAAUUGUCUGUGCUGGGUGCUUCCUUUAAUCAUCACUGUACAGAAAGCAAUUGCAGAUAAUCUUUUUGCAAAAGAUGUCAUGUUACCUAUUCUUGGAGGCAAAGGAUGUCUCAUUUAAGUAUCCCAAUUAAGUACCUAAUUCCUAUUAGUAAUGGUUUUGAAAUGGAGAAGAUCCGAUGAAAGCUUGGCUUGUCUCUUGCACAGCCACCUCCAAUAAACUGUCAUCUUUUAUACAAACUCCAGUGUUAGGUCCUACAGUGCCAACUUCUCACUUUGAUGCCAAAAGUGGAUUAAAGCAGUUGGGUCCAAUUAUAUAGACUUCAGCUGCAAGGAUGUGCUUACUUCCAUUCAGCACAUGGUGGAUUGUUUCCUCCACACUUCUUGAGCUUCUUACCUGUGUGCCACAGCCAUUUUGAAAACAGUGCACAGUUUUGGAAAUACUAUUUUGGAAAUACUUGAUUAUUUGUUAGAAUUUAGAUGGGGAUUUUUUUUUUAACAAGAAAAAUCUCAAGUCACAGAAUUCAUGACAACUUAUGUAUUUUAUACACAAAUUCUUCCUGUUUUGUGUAUGACCAUUUUACUGUGGAAAGUACCUGUAAUCGAGGGUUUUUCAUAAAGUUGGAUGUAAAAUGUUAUCAUAGCUUCGGUGCUGAAAAUUUGUGGGCAUGAUCCAGACACCGCACAAGCCCAGAGCAUAUUCUGAUAGAGGUAGCAUCCAGAGGACUCAUGGACCUUGCACUGCAGGAUCCGAGCUAGCACUAGGCAGGUGAGCAACUUGGCCUCUUGUACUGUACAGAACAACAGUCCAGUAAGUCCUUGACUCCCAUGGGAGGCUGAGAAGUAUUUGCUCUGUCUUGGAGCACUUAACGCAUGCCUCAGAAGAUGCAGGCCCUGCUCAGCUGCAUCCUUCCUCUAUCUAGACCUUCAGAUAGUUUGAAAUGGGAUAACAUCUCAGAAGGUCUUCAGGAUGCAUGGAUGGGGUACAGAGGUCCUUGCUGAGCUGGCCAUUCUUUGAGCAGUGAUGAGGAUGCUCUGCCCAUUCACUGUGGCUGAAUUCAGGAUUGGGGCAGGUGCAUCCAGUUUCUCUUACGUAGCUUCCAAAGUACUCGGGCACUUGGGUAAAGCCUUUAAAAUAAGAAAAUGUUUAAUGUAUGCCACCAGUUUUUCCAGGUUCGCUUACGUUUAUUAAAUUCUUAUCUUACAGUCUGUUUAUCAUCCACGUUAACAGAUGCACAAGCAGUUCUCUGCAAACCUUUCUGACAGCCAACCUGACGCUGGCUGCUUUCAGCAAGCUUGUGCCUCUCAACAUGUUUUCAGAUCCUCCUCAAAGAGCAAAUUGGUGAUAGAACUGCUGCUACACCAGUGAAUCAAGGGCUCUCUCAUUCACUUCUUUAGUGGUGAAAGGUGUAUGUGUGUUUUGCACACUUUGAGCAGUCCCCAACACAGAAGCAGAUGAACUUAGCCUCAGCUUCCACACAAGUUCAUGUGCAUGGUGAAACGGUCUGGAUUGGGGCUGAUGCAGGCACAUCCUUUGUCCAAACUAAACAUAACCCCAGUACAUGGCAGGCAUAAUGUAGUGUAUAAUCUCAGUGUAGUGGGGCAGAGCUUGUGAACCAUGGGGUGGCUGUUGAGGCUUGCUGGUCACAAAUAUUCGCUCUGAGCUUGUGGCAUGCAUUGCCCUUGCUGCGUUACAUUUGCAUGUGGUCUUGGGUGGCUUGGCAAGAUGGCAGUCACAUCUGUAAAAUGCUACAGGCCAAAUGGUGGUGAUCAGUGCCAUUCACUGUUCAAUUCUCAGUUACAUACCAGUUGGUUUUCCCACUCAUUCUGACCAUCUGCCUUCAAACUGGAGGAUAGGAGGGUGAUUAGAGAGCCCAGGUAACUACUGUUAAAAACAAAGGGUGCACUACCAGUUUAUACCAGGAGAUUAUUUGGCUCUGGAUAACCUGCAAAAAGACAUUAGGUUUUGACAUUAAUAUUAGGCAAUUGACUUCAGUAAGCUGCCCAGCUAAUAGUUUUGUUUCCCAUGUUUGUUUUUUACCAUUUAAAAAAAGUAUUCUUCCACCUGAGACCAGGCUCAUUCAUAGUCAAGUCUGUGAGUGUUCUUGCCAGCUCUCCCUAUAAUAUGUAAAACACUGUUAUGCACAUAAAUGCAGCACUGUGAUCUAAUUUAAAUAACCUUAUUAUACUAAAUAUUUAAUAUACUUUUAACAUUUUGCUAUAGUGAUAAUCUUCUGCCAACAUCCAAUGUCUCUUUGCUUUCUAUUGUAGGGAAUAAAAAGAUGCUCUUAACAACACCCAGUUUACUUUUCCUUUGCAGAACGCAUAAAUCCAUUUAUCGUUUUUGGUGUAGGCUUUGUAUUAACUGGAUGUAGAAGAAACAUUUAGUCUAUGUGGUUCGUAUGAACUUUUCUCAUCGCAUCUGUUCAUACCCCGUCCCUUUGAUUGUAGUAAUCAGCCGCAAACCAGGAAGGGAAGCAUUUUGGUAGGAAUACGCUCAACCUUUUUGAUGCUCUUAUUUUUUUCCAGGGAUGAAAGUUCAGAAUCAGUGGGUUGAUUUUACAAUGUUAACUACGUCCACGCAAUCCUAUUAACUCAGCAAGCAGCCACUUGCCUUGCUGACUAGAAACCAAAACCAAAAGUGAGUAAACAUUAGCACAUGCAACGAUAAACCAUGGUUUAAUGCUUCCAUGAGCCUGAGAGAAGCGACAGCCUUACACACUCCCCUCUCUUCCUUGUUAAUAGAUAAGUGGAGGAACAUGGUUUAGAACAUUGGUUAAUGGCCAAACAAGUCAACUUUAAACUGUGAGUUAGGAAGCUGGCUUGUUUAACUAACCGUUGUUUGUUGUACAGCACAAUCCCCCAUUUUGAACAUCAUGCUAAAUCAAGCUUCUUGAAAAGCUAAUUUAAACUUGGAAGAAAUUCUCCUCUUGGCUAUGCAGGAGGAGGGGUUUGUGGAAGUUUGUCCACCUCGCACCAAACCAUAGAUUUUUACAUAUGUGAACCAGGCAUCUGUCUGUGAUGCUGUGCUUCAUUGGUCUAUGUUUAAAACCACAAAAGUGGUUUAAUACGGACUUCCUUAUAGAUGCACAUGCUAUCAAGUUGCACUGCAUUUUAUUUCUAGUGAGUACAGGGGAGAGACUUGACAAAUUAGAAUUAGUAGUUCUAGGAACUCCACUUAAGACCUUGGCUUCAACAGAGUGGGUACAAGAGAACCAGGGCUUUGGACAUGUAGGCUUUUUAAGAAAGUUGGAAUCACAUCCAUCAACUUUUUUCUUGGAAGGAAGGAAGCUCCCCACAAACAGCCAACUGAAAGGAUUUCAGCUUUUUUUUUAAAAAAAGGGGGGUGUGACACACAAGUGCUGCCCAGGCUAUUGAAUUGGGGAGGAGAAUGAUGUAUUUGCACACAUGAUUUCAUGUAGCGCUCAGGAUCUGCAUGCAGAAGUUGGAUUAGGGUGUCAUUGAAAUGACCGUGAGAACUCUCUGCCCUUUUACUGAAUUCAGACUUCUGAUAUGACUGGUAUGUUUUGUAUGAUGUGACUUUGCUGACUGUGGCUUGAAAGCUGAUAAUUUUCUUUCUCUGGUUCCAGUUCAGAGUGAGAACUUAGUGCUUUUUGAAAAAAGUUUAUUGAUAAGUUUUUCCUCUCCAGCCCUUCCCUAAUGCACCCAGUAUUUUGGGGAAACAAUUGUUUUUGCUUUACCUGUUUCGCGUCUGCAUUAUACACACUCACUACUUCAGUUUGCCUUGGUGUCAAAUGUUGGAAGGGAUGGGGAUAGGGAAUGAUUUCUGAGUGUAUGAAAAGCAUUAUGAACUUGUACAUUUUUAUACUCUUCUGUAAUAUUUUUGAAAUAUUUCUUUUGUUCUGCAGGAAAAAAAAGUGAUGAAGCAAUCAAAAGACCAAUAAGUACAAUAUCAAUGCUUUAGGGUCAUGAGACCUUCAUUGGCCAAUAGAUUAAUUUAGUACAGCAAUAAGCCAUUUUUCCCUCUCUUUUUUUGUUUCUGUUUUUUAAUUCCUCUUUUGUUUUUGUUUUUAAUGCUGUACUAGGUAAAUGGAACUGCCAGUUUCAUUGACAUAAAAUGAGAACUGUGAUGGGGGGCAUAAACAGUGAUGUUAAGUUGUAUUUGUGUUUACCUAAAUGAGCAGUCGAAAGGCAAGUGCAAUCAGCCAGAAAUACAAGGAAAAAAACGUUGAUCUAGAGGCAUACUUGCAUUUUAUGUUUCUUGAUGUGUAAUCAUAUUGCCAAAGACAAACUCUUUCAUCAGUUAUUAUUGUAAAUAACACUUUCCCAAAACCUACCAUAAAGUUUCUGUGAUGUAUUGUCUUCCAGUUGCAAUAAAAAUUACUGAGUUGCAUCAAUUGAAUAAUUGCA
This is a messenger RNA of Podarcis muralis (Common wall lizard), 10896 nucleotides long. NCBI's taxonomy places the organism in Eukaryota, Metazoa, Chordata, Lepidosauria, Squamata, Lacertidae. The record is from RefSeq and is a predicted model, not a curated record.